GUCAUGUCAGCCUCCGUCAAAAUGCCCAUUUUAACAACAUGCCUAAUUUAAUUCGAGGUUUUGUAGGCUAGAAAUAGUAUGUGUAAACACAUUAUUAGGGACAAUGAAGUGCGUGUACAUCAACCCUGAAACUAGUAGUACGGUAUUAUUAGAAUUACACGAAAUCUACCAGUACAACACUGUUUAGGUCAAACAGAGGAAGACUUGUUGCGGCUGGUGUGUGAUGUUAGUUACACAACGUCACAAGCACUGUGUUACGUGUACUGUAGUAGCACGAACAAGUUUAAUGCGGCGAUAUAGCAUUUCCUCAAUGCGGCUUGCCUAAAGACUUUGCCAAGACUUGUUUUGUGUUAAACUUAAAUCUUAUUAAUAGUUAUAACCAGACACAGUGUACACCCUUCUGCAAAAUGCAGGUGCUCCAUGCAUUUGUAAUAGUUUGUACUAGCUCUAUUGCUUUUAUCCUGGUUCAGAUGUAUCUCGCAAGAUUCAUCACCUCAGAGAGCGAAAACUACGAUGCUUGCGCAAUAGCAGAGAAAGAUGAGGUCUCACAGAUAGUUCUAAGGGACAUACUAGCCAUAUUCAGUCAGCAAGGAAUUAGGCUUGUUCUAGUCGACAAAUUGGCACUAGAGGCGAUAUCAAGAAAAAAUCCACCUGGGCUGAACUUGCAUUUUCUCUCGUCACAGGUCGUGACAACGUUUGCUACAAUUGCCAAUCUUAAAAGCCCACCUGAUCUGGAAAAUUCACUGAGCGACCUUCAGGAGGUCGGUUUCCGAGUCGAUAUCCUAACGGGUCCUGGUAUCAUCUUGGAUGUGAGGCAUGCCCAUGCUAACGCGAAUAUCCCGCUUCACAUCGUUGCUGAGAGAACAGGCUGGUGGCUCCAUGUGGUUAUCCUAUACGACAUUCACGGCUCCUUCCUCUGGCACGGACCUGCGACUGGAGUGACGACGUUAGGGUUCCCAGAGGAUAUGUUGCAGUAUGGAUCAGGUGGAAGAGAAGGAGUGCUCGACUGGUUUGAUGUAAGGAGCAGCAAACUAGAUGACCUGGAGAUUGAAGUACCAGCCAAUACAUCAGAAUUCCUAGCUGAAACUGCAAAUUCUACAUUUAUUUCCUGCAACUACACUAGAGCCAAGGAGUUUUUUGAUACCUACAAUGAUGAUACUUCCGGAGAGGCUCUGUAUUUCAAGGCCAAAGUUCUACAGAUCAUUAGACUGAGCAAAUUGGUUUUGGAAUCACUGGAAGUCCCAUUUUGGCUGAGUAGUGGAACUUGUUUAGGCUGGUUUAGACAAUGUGACGUCAUACCUUAUAGUAAAGAUGUCGACAUUGGUGUGUGGAUAAAGCAUUAUCAUCCAGGCAUAAUAGAUGCAUUUGUAGCUAAAGGUUUCUGGUUGCACAGCAUUUUUGGUAGGGUGAACGACAGCUAUGAAUUGUCGUUUGGCUACAGUGGCGUUAAGCUGGACAUUUUCUUCUUCUACGAGGACAGUCGUGGCAUGUGGAAUGGUGGAACCGAAUUCACGAGUGGCCAGAAGUAUAGGUAUGAUUUUCCCAAGUUCCAACUUUGCUGGACAGAACUGAUGGGAAUCAAAGUGAGAGUGCCCUGUGAUACUUUGUCCUACAUAGAAGCAAACUAUGGUGACCAGUGGUUCGAACCGAUAAAGGAAUGGGAUUGGAACAAGAGUCCACCAAAUGCUCGGACAAAUGGUUAUUGGCCAGAGCUCGAAUGGAGAGAGGUUAUUCAGAUAUUUUAUCCUGAAGCUGAGGAUUCCUGACAGACUAAAUAUUUAUACAUAGAUUUGAAAUUUUCACUGUAUCAAGGUAUUUUUAAUGCAAGUACUAGAAAUGUUUGCUAUGAAAAUGCUACAUAAUACUAACUGAUAAUAUAUCUGUAAAUGAAAUAUUAUCUCAAGAAGUUUAAUCGUCAUUUAAAUAUUUAUUUUUGCACAACUGUGACUAUGUUCUAAUAUAAAUUGUCUAAAUAAAAUGAAUACAAGCUAACAUUUAUAAACCACGUGUUGGAAUGUUUCUGAGGGAUGCCAAACUCUAUUGCAAUAAUUCAGAUUAUCCAGCACGACGCCUUUGUUUUAAUGCAGUUUUAUUUAAUCUUGGGGCAAUAAGCUUUAUAAUAUAAAUAUAAGUUAUGUAUAUCAAUCUAGCCUGUUCUGAUUUCAUGUUCGGACAAAUAAAAUAAUUGUUCUCUGUCA
Molecule: messenger RNA, 2198 nt
Organism: Priapulus caudatus
Lineage: Eukaryota; Metazoa; Priapulida; Priapulimorpha; Priapulimorphida; Priapulidae
Product: fukutin-like
Exons: 9
Coding region: 408-1766 (452 amino acids)
Cellular component (GO): Golgi membrane
Source: RefSeq, a predicted model, not a curated record